AUGUCUACGCGACCUCGCCGCGAACCGACUCCUUCUAGCCGCCUCCUGGAGGCACGCGCGGCAGCUGUUGCAACGAGACCAAAUCCGCCUAUAUCGACGCCAACACCUUCAAGGACACUGUCUCCGACCUCAAGAGAGCUCGCGGAGCCUACCCCAGUGCCACCUAGGCUAGGACCUGCUGUGCCAGCCAGUUCAGGCGGUAGAAGACCUCGUCAAACCCUCAGGGGGAGACCUACCGCCGAGCGAUUCCAGACCUCGCGGAACUCGCAAUGGCUAUUCAAAUCACAGUUCCUUGAGGAUGAGGACGAGCUUAACUCAUCCUCAGAUCUAGAUGAGUCAAACAACGAGAUAUCUAGCCAUUCUAGCCAGAUAUUGAAGCGGCCGCGGAGUGGUGGUGUUAUUGUCGCAGAGGAAGUUGCGGAGGAUACACAUAUAUCUAUCCCACCACCUUCGCAUCAACCACAGGCCACAGAACAGCGUCAACGACAUAAAAGGACCUCAACAACAAGGCAAACAGAGUCUCCAGAUAUAGAAGCCUUUGAAAUGAGCAAGGUUUCGUUCAAAAUCAUCACAUCUGUGAUGGUUGGAAGGUCUGUUGAACUUUCCGCAGGACGAGGGUACUCAAAUGUUCGAUAUCGACAUUAUUAUACACGCCUACCAACGACGCCUGGAAACCAAGUAUCCACCUCGCCAGUUCCAUCUCAACCCUCCUGCCUUUGGCGAAGAGCUUAG
This is a messenger RNA of Cladophialophora immunda, 732 nucleotides long. RefSeq lists its product as uncharacterized. Lineage: Eukaryota; Fungi; Ascomycota; Eurotiomycetes; Chaetothyriales; Herpotrichiellaceae. The transcript has a single exon. The coding region runs from base 1 to 732 and encodes 243 amino acids. The record is from RefSeq and is a predicted model, not a curated record.